Molecule: messenger RNA, 3149 nt
Organism: Motacilla alba alba
Lineage: Eukaryota; Metazoa; Chordata; Aves; Passeriformes; Motacillidae
Product: protocadherin gamma-B5-like
Exons: 1
Coding region: 121-2667 (848 amino acids)
Biological process (GO): homophilic cell-cell adhesion
Cellular component (GO): plasma membrane
Molecular function (GO): calcium ion binding
Source: RefSeq, a predicted model, not a curated record
AGAGGCGGCGCGCCGAGCUCGGUGCCUUUCGGCGGUGUCGGCCGCGGGCGGCGAGAGCGGCUGGAAGGGCGGCGGGGCGGCGGCAGGAGGCAGGAGCGCGGCGAGCGCGGCGGGCGGAGAAUGGCGGGGAGGCGGCGGCAGAGGCGCGGGCCGGGCGGCGGGCGAGCGCUGCUGGCCGCGGUGCUGCUGUGCGUGUGCUGCCGGGCGGCGGCCGAGCGGGUCCGCUACGCCAUCGCCGAGGAGCUGGGCAGAGGCUCGCUCGUGGGGCCGCUGGCGCGGGACCUGGGGCUCAGCGCCGACGAGCUGCCGGCGCGCAAGCUGCGGCUGAGCGACGAGAAGCAAUACUUCACGGUGGAUGAGGAGAACGGGAACCUGUACGUGAACGAGAGGCUGGACCGGGAGGAGAUGUGCGGCGACUCGGCGACCUGCUCCGUCAGCUUCGAGGCGCUGGUGCACAACCCGCUGAACAUUUUCCAAGUCGAUGUGGCGAUCGAGGACGUGAAUGACAACUCCCCGGUCUUCAGCAAAGCUGUACUGGCUCUCGAGAUCGGUGAAUGGAUCCCUACCGGUGCUCGUUUUCCUUUGGAGAUGGCGCGAGAUGCAGACUCAGGAAGCAACUCGCUGUUGACUUAUCAACUGACGAGCGACCCGUCUUUUACGUUGUCCAUGAAGGAAAAGGCAGGCGGAAAAAAGCAGCCGGAAUUAGUACUGGAGAGACCGCUGGACCGGGAGAAGCAGAGUUUCUUUGAGCUGGUGCUGACGGCAGUGGACGGUGGGGAACCUGCGAGGUCCGGAACUGUCCAGAUUCGGGUCAAUGUGACAGACGCCAACGACAACCCGCCCGUGUUCAGCAAAAGCGUCUACGAGGCGCGAGUGGCAGAGAAUCUGCCGGCGGGGUCUCUGGUGCUGCGGGUGCAGGCGAAGGAUGCGGACGCGGGCGCUAACGGGAGAGUCUUUUAUUCCUUCAGCAACGUCGCGGAGAGCAUCCGCUCGCUGUUCACUAUUGACAGUGAGAGUGGCGAAGUGAGGACGGCGGGUCCCCUCGAUUUCGAGGAACAGAGUAAAUACAGCUUUCGGCUGGAGGCGACGGACGGCGGUGGCCUCACCGAUGACUGUGAAGUGCAGAUCGACAUCACCGAUGAGAAUGACAACGCGCCCGAAAUCACCAUUCUGUCCCUCUCGAGUCCCGUGCCUGAGGACGCCCCGGUGGGCACCGUGGUGGCCCUGCUGAAAGUGCGGGACAGAGACUCGGGCGAGAACGGUCAGGUGUCGUGCGAGCUGUCGGGCGAGGCGCCGCUGUCGCUGGUGGCGUCGUCGGGCGGCUCGUACAAGGUGGUGACGGCGAGCGCGCUGGACCGCGAGCAGGCGUGCGAGCACCGCGUGACGGUGGUGGCCCGGGACCGGGGCAGGCCGGCGCUGCGGAGCAGCAGGGAGCUGGUGCUGGAGGUGUCGGACGUGAACGACAACGCGCCGGUGUUCGAGGAGGCGGCGUACAGCGCGUACGUGGCGGAGAACAACGCGGCGGGCGCGCUGGUGCUGCGCGUGCAGGCGCGGGACGCGGACGCGGGCGCCAACGGGCGCGUGAGCUACUGGCUGGCGGGCGGCAGCGCGGGCGCGGCGGGCGCGGCGCCGCUCGUGUCGGUGGAGGCGCGGAGCGGCGCGCUGUACGCGCAGCGCUCCUUGGACUACGAGCGGUGCCGCGAGUUCGCGGUGGCCGUGCGGGCGCAGGACGGCGGCUCGCCGGCGCGCAGCUCCACGGCCACGGUGCGCGUCUUCGUGCUGGACCGCAACGACAACGCGCCCAGGGUGCUGUGGCCGGCGGCGGCGGCGGCGGCGGCGGGAGAGGCGGCGGGAGGGGCGGCGGCGCCUUUCGAGGUGGUGCCGCGCUCGGCCGAGGCCGGCUACCUGGUGGCCAAGGUGGUGGCGGUGGACGCGGACGCGGGGCGCAACGCGUGGCUGUCGUACGAGCUGGUGGCGGCGUCGGAGCCGGCGCUGUUCCGCGUGGGGCUGCACAGCGGCGAGGUGCGCACGGCGCGCGCCGUGUCCGAGCGGGACGCGGCCAAGCAGCGUGUGGUGGCCGUGGUGAAGGACCACGGGCAGCCGGCGCUGUCGGCCACGGCCACGCUGCACGUGGUGCUGGCCGAGAGCUUGCAGGAGGCGCUGCCGGAGCUGAGCGAGCGGCCGGCGGGCGCCGAGGCGGCGGCGGCGGCGGCGGCCGAGCUGCAGUUCUACCUGGUGCUGGCGCUGGCGCUGCUGUCGGCGCUCUUGGUGCUGAGCGUGGCGCUGGCCGUGCUGGCGCGGCUGCGCCGGGCCGGGCCGCCCGCCGUGCUGCGCUGCCUGGGCGCGCAGCGCUUCUCGCUGGCCGGCGCCGCCUUCCCGGCCGACUUCUGCGAGGGCACCUUGCCCUACUCCUACAACCUGUGCGUGGCGCCGCCGGCCCGCGCCCCGCCCGAGGCCGCUUGGCCGCCGCCGCCGGUGCCCAUCCUGUCGGCGGAGGAGCUUCUGGCCGGGGAUUCCUGCGACAAGCCGAGCCUGAGCAGCAGCGCCGCCGAGAGAGAGGUGGCCCCCAAUCCAGACAUACCGCAGGUCUGUAAACCUGAAUACUCUUGUUUUCCAUGUGUUUUUCAGUGGCAUGGUCCCCUUUUCCCUCUGUUUUUUUCCCCCUGAUGUUGUUCGGGUAAUUUUUUAGUCCUGGAAGGAAUGAAGUACUGUAUCCUCCUUCCACUCUCAGCAGGCAGACAGUCGUGGCAUUUGGUUAUUUGGUGGUAGUACAUGAGAGGUAUUGACCAGAGGUCUCCUUUUGAGUCAUGAACGCGAUAAAUUAUAGAAACUAAUAUAGAUGCUUUGUGUUUCAAAUUUUUUCUUCGAAUUCCCUUUUCCCUAAACUCUUUUACUUGGACCUGUUUUGCAGUUGAACAAAUGCUGACUAAUGCUUUUGUCCUUUUGGAGGUUACUUGAGAAUCCUUACCAAAACUCCACGGUGUGUCAUGUUUUGCUGGAAAGCUGAUUCACAAAUGGUAGCACUCGGCUGUUUUCUUCCAGGCAUUUUUUCUCUAAAGCAAAAUCGUUGGUAUUGCUGUUUCCAGAAGGAAUAUUACAGGCUGCUGCUCCCUAGACAAUGUUCUCCUGUUCCACCAUGUGUCUUCUGA